AUGAAAAUGGAGCAGCCGCCUCUGCAAGACGCAGAAAGCCAGACUCCUUUUCCUUCCACGUUGGUCUCAUCCAAUGGGAUAAUUUGCAUUCGCACCGAGAGGGACGAGGACGAGGAUUUUGUUUUGUGGAAUCCGUCAAUUCGAAAGUUCAAAAAGAUUCCCUCCCCAACGUUUGAGCAGUCUCCAUCAUCAGAUAAACAUAUGUACCUCGGCUAUGGAUUCGGGUAUGAUUCAACAAACGAUGACUAUAAACUUUUGGGAAUUACGAAUUUUAAUAUGGCUAUGCAUCAAUAUGAAAUUUAUAGCCUAAAAUCCAACUCAUGGAGAAAGAUAAGAAACAUGCCUUGCGAGUUUCAUAUGAUUGUAAGUCGGAUCCUGUUUUCGAACGGUGCUCUAAGUUGGCUGGCACAGAACAUGUUAGAUAUAAAAAUGCAUGUUGUGACCUUUGAGCUUGCCAGUAAGAAAUAUCACUGGUUUCCCACCCCGGUUGAUGAGAAUGUGCAUACAGAGGUCUUGGGAAACUCUCUAUGUAUUUUUCGUUUGCGCACCAUAGAUGCUUGGAUUAUGAAGGAACGUGGAUCUUGGACCCUGCCUUAUUCUAUAGAGCAGGCCGCUAUGAGUUGGGUUAGUUGGUGGGAACCCGUGCUGCUCUCAAAGAAUGGUGGAAGUGUUCUUCUGAUGAAUGACUUACAAAAGUUUGCUUGGUUUGAUUUAGUGAAAAAUAGUUGGAAAGAAGUUGAAACUACAGGUCUAUACCUUCAUUUCAUAUAUACCAUUUGCAUGAGGAGUCUAUGUCUUCUUGAUGGCGACCCAAUUAUUGUUGAGAGCAGCAAGUCCCUCUCCCUCUAA
Molecule: messenger RNA, 849 nt
Organism: Pyrus x bretschneideri (Chinese white pear)
Lineage: Eukaryota; Viridiplantae; Streptophyta; Magnoliopsida; Rosales; Rosaceae
Product: F-box protein CPR1-like
Exons: 1
Coding region: 1-849 (282 amino acids)
Source: RefSeq, a predicted model, not a curated record